GCUCGUUGGAAUAUCAAACCUCCAUGUAUGACAAUUUGUACCUGCAUGGAUUUGAAGACUCGGAGGCGGGCUCAGCUGAUUCAUACACUAGCAGACCAUCAGACUCAGAUGUAUCUCUGGAGGAGGAGCGGGAGGUGCAGGCCCAGGUCCAGAGCCAGAGCCCAAACCAGAGCCAAGGACCGGGACAGAGCCGUCAGGAGAGGGAGCAACAGGCCGCCGUUCAGCUGGAGAGAGCCAAGAGUAAACCCGUAGCAUUCGCUGUAAGGACCAAUGUCAGUUACUGUGGCGCUCUGGACGAGGACGUUCCAGUCCCGGCCACGGCCAUCUCCUUUGACGCCAAGGACUUCCUCCACAUAAAGGAGAAGUUCAACAACGACUGGUGGAUCGGUCGGUUGGUGAAGGAGGGCUGCGAGAUCGGCUUCAUCCCCAGCCCUCUGAAGCUCGAGAACAUCCGGCUGCAGCAGGAGCAAAAGAGAGGACGAGUCCAAGGUAAGUCUGGAGGAAACUCCUCUUCCAGUGUGGAGGAUGAGGUCUCUGCCUCUAUCCGACCACUCAUUUCCUCAGCAGGAAAGCAGAAACAGAAAGUGACGGAGCAUGUCCCCCCGUAUGACGUGGUUCCCUCCAUGAGGCCCGUGGUGCUGGUCGGACCGUCGCUCAAAGGCUACGAGGUCACGGACAUGAUGCAGAAAGCUCUCUUUGACUUCCUCAAGCACAGAUUUGACGGCAGGAUAACUAUAACACGAGUCACCGCAGACAUCUCGUUGGCCAAGAGGUCGGUUCUGAACAACCCCAGUAAGCGGGCCAUCAUCGAGCGCUCCAACACUCGCUCCAGUCUAGCUGAGGUCCAAAGUGAGAUUGAAAGGAUCUUUGAGUUGGCCCGCUCCCUGCAGCUGGUGGUGCUGGACGCCGACACCAUCAACCAUCCAGCCCAGCUCCUCAAGACCUCCCUGGCCCCCAUCAUCGUCCACGUCAAAGUGUCCUCACCGAAGGUUCUGCAGAGGUUAGUCAAGUCCAGAGGGAAGUCCCAGAGCAAACACCUGAACGUCCAGCUCGUGGCAGCAGAAAAACUGUCCCAGUGUCCCCCUGAGAUGUUCGACAUCAUCCUGGACGAGAACCAGCUGGAGGACGCCUGCGAACAUCUGGCCGAGUACCUGGAGGCCUACUGGAAGGCAACCCACACCUCGAUGGCGACGCCCCUGAACCCUCUGAUGGGUCGGAACCUGGGCACCACCGCGCUCACCCCGUACUCCACCAGCAUCUCCGGUCUGCAGAGCCAAAAGACACGGCAGAGCAACCACACCGGAGACCACUCCAUCCCGAACGAGCGGCGCAACCUGAUGACGUCGGACGAGAACUACCACAACGAGCGGGCGCACAAGGGCCGCAACCGCGUGUCGUCCGGCUCGCAGCACAGCCGGGAGCAGCAGGACCCCUACCAGGACUACCAGGACCCAUAUCAGGACGCCUACAAGCCGCAUCGCAACCGCAGCUCGCCGGGCAGCUACAGCCACGACUCCCGGCACCGGCUCUGAGUCUACCGAGCCGACACCAAGACCCUGACGACCCGGGUGUCUCAAAACAAAGCCCACAACCGAGCCGAGACCAAAACGUCCCUCUUUUCUUUCCCUGAUCUGCUCCAGCAGUCCGGUUUUCAUUUUGAACUGAGCAGCAUGAGGAGUUGUAAUUA
Messenger RNA from Nematolebias whitei (Rio pearlfish), 1687 nucleotides. RefSeq names its product voltage-dependent L-type calcium channel subunit beta-4. Gene Ontology annotation, biological process: chemical synaptic transmission; calcium ion transmembrane transport; neuromuscular junction development. Gene Ontology annotation, cellular component: voltage-gated calcium channel complex. The transcript is spliced from 13 exons. The record is from RefSeq and is a predicted model, not a curated record. Gene Ontology annotation, molecular function: high voltage-gated calcium channel activity; protein binding. NCBI's taxonomy places the organism in Eukaryota, Metazoa, Chordata, Actinopteri, Cyprinodontiformes, Rivulidae. The coding region runs from base 24 to 1532 and encodes 502 amino acids.